AAUAAAUGCACUCUCAAAUAAACGGUAAAUGAACGAUAAAUUCAACUAGAAGGCGCAUUACCUGAAGGUGUACACAGAGGGCGCUACACAUGAUCAAAUGGUUCUCUCCCACAUUAAGUCAAUCAUGACGUCAUAGAUUAAUUUAAACCCCCGCCGGACUCCACAAGAUAUGCUCCAAGGUAUAUAAAUGGACACACUUCUAUCGAACUCCACAAGAUCGUCUUAGUGUGUGUUUGUUGGUGUUAGCAGUUUUCUCGAGACAGAGUUGAUCUUAGCUUUGGUGGCACUUAAGCAGGUGGAUUUUGUUACUAAAAGCUGAAAGUGCAAAUGAUCAAGAUGAGGUAUCGAGUUUGUGUUGGUUUGAUCCUGAUGAUGAUCGUCAGUGCUGUGAGUUCGAAGCGAGCACCGGCAGUGCUAUCCAAUGGGUCAAUUCUCGACCUGGUUGCAGCGCCGUUACUCCCCGGUGAACUGAACGAAGGAGACGGUAGCACCAGCAUGACACCCAGGGAUGUUCAGAGAACAGUUGAUCGACAUAAUGAGUACAGGAAAUACAGGGAAGCCAGCAACAUGAAGCACAUGACUUGGGAUGCCUCCCUCGCCACGAUGGCACAGCAAUGGGCAGAGCGAUGUGAGUUUGCUCACGGGGUGGGUAACAAUAUCUCCCCGUAUACGUCGAUUGGACAGAAUCUCUGGCUGCGGACUGGCGAUCCUAACAAACCAGCAUCUGGAGUCAUUGCUACUGAUGACUGGCACGACGAGAUCAAAGAUUAUAACUACGAGAAUAAUUACUGCGGUAAUGUCUGUGGGCAUUAUACACAGGUUGUGUGGGCGGAGACAGAUAAAGUGGGGUGCGGCAUCGCAUUUUGUAAUUAUAUCUCUGGCAACCAAAAUGCUUGGAACAUCGUAUGUAACUAUGGCCCAGCGGGAAACUACUUUGGCGAGAAGCCCUAUAAGACUGGAGGUGUGUGUACAGACUGUCCCAAAGAAACACCAUUCUGCUACAAUGGACUCUGCCGUCUAUGUAACUUGGAGGAGGCGGGCUGUUCAUGCACUUUGACCUGUCAGAACUGUGGGGUGUUGAACAAAGACAAGUGUUACUGUGAGUGUCCGAACGGAUUUACAGGAGCCUCAUGCGCGGAAGAGUGUCGGGAUAACGAUCCUAAGUGUGGUGCAAACCCUGGCUACCCAGGUCCCUAUGCUUGCUCAUGGUUCCCAGAGGUACCAAAGGCUUGUCCACUCAUGUGCGGGUCGUGUAGCGCACGUGAUCCUGGUUUUACAUGUGAUCCCAACCAACCAUCUGGAGGGGUCGAUGUGGUGCAGACACCAGACCUGUUGUGUAAGACCGUGUUUGAUUCAGUAGCUAUGAUCAAUGGAGAGUUGAAUGUAAUAAAGGGUAAGAAGUAUUGGCGGUUUGACCAUCAAGGAAACCUCUUAUCAUCCCCGGCUGGUGAGCUACUCAAGAACUACCAUUCUUCAGUCAAGAAGGGCGUGAAAGCUUUGUAUCAGAUAACGAACGGAGCAGGAGAUCUCCCGGAUACCAUUACGAUGAUCAGAGGGAAGAAGAUGACUCGGUUUAGCAACAACCGUCGUCGUUUACCAGGGUGGCCCAUAAAUCUAUACACUGACAAAGGUAUAACAGUGCCUAUAGUCGCCGCGGUACACGACGGCAGGUCUGACGUAACCUACAUGAUAGCUGCUAAAACAUCUCAAGUGUACACGUAUGACGAAAUCAGCCAAUCACUCUCCAGGAACAACCCAGAAGAGAUUGACUCAAUCUUUAGUGGUGUACCGCAGAGAAUAACUGCUGCUUUCCGUCAGGGUGCAUAUUUCUACUUCGUACGAGGAAAGCUCGUCUACAAGGUAAACUCGAACACCAUGGCCGUUGAGGGCGCAGGACAGAACUUUGCAAAGACAUUCAUUGGAUGUUGAAGCAACACUCCAGUCAAGCACUGAUGGGAAGGUUUGAAGCUCUUCAAAGUAAAAAAAAAAAAAAAAAAAAGACAUAGACUGUAUUUUUAUAUAGGACUUUUAAAGUAAAGAUUUUGAUAUGGGUUUAGAGUUACUUUAAUUGCACGUACCUUUAGGUAAUAGUUACAAGUAAGCGGUUUGAUAACACUUGAAAGAAGUAUAAACACGGUGGAACCAUAAAUACAGUUUUUUAACAGUUUCCCUUUUUUAAUGCACAUUACAAAUUCCGAUUUAAAAAAUUUCACGAUUUUUUUAAAUGCACAUAAAAUAAAUGUGAAGACCUUUGGUUAUUGACAAAGACCAGUAUUCUCACUUGGUGUAU
Asterias rubens (European starfish) is the source of this 2290-nucleotide messenger RNA. RefSeq names its product cysteine-rich venom protein Mr30-like. Bases 328 to 1929 code for a protein of 533 amino acids. NCBI's taxonomy places the organism in Eukaryota, Metazoa, Echinodermata, Asteroidea, Forcipulatida, Asteriidae. The record is from RefSeq and is a predicted model, not a curated record. The transcript is spliced from 13 exons. Gene Ontology annotation, cellular component: extracellular region.